AUGUCAAUACACGAUUCUCAUCAGCUUAGUUCCUACAAUAGUGAUACUUUAAGUUGGCUUAAUGAAGAUGAAUUAGAUGAAUCAAAUGAGUUAAAUGAUUUAAAUACAUCAAAUAUAUUAGAAAAUGUACAUGACCUAGAUGCUGAAUCAGGUUCGAGUUCUCCUGAUCAACCUCUGUCACAUAAUAGUGGCGUUACUGUUACUGUUGCUAAUAGUUUAGGUAAAAGAGUUCGAAAAAAAAGAACUUUUACCCAUUCCAAAAGACCGAAUCCGAGAGAAAGUUGGGUGUGGACUUAUUUUAGAAAAAAUAAAGUUGAAAAAAAAAUAUAUUGCAAAGUUAUAGUCGAAGAUAAAGAUGGUUUAGAAAAAGAAUAUAGUAAUGACUACGAAUUAUCAACUGGAACAGGCAAUUUAAAAUCUCACCUUCGUCAAAUUCACAGAAUUUUGCUGCCUGAAGAAAAUAAUAAUCAGAAUCA
Molecule: messenger RNA, 476 nt
Organism: Dentiscutata erythropus
Lineage: Eukaryota; Fungi; Glomeromycota; Glomeromycetes; Diversisporales; Gigasporaceae
Source: the annotation of a GenBank genome assembly